AUGACCGUCCCCGCGCAGGAUGAGGGCCUCACCCCGGACCAGCUCGCCUCCUUCCACCGCGACGGCUACCUCAUCAUCCCCGGCGCCCUCUCCCCGGAGACCGUCUCGGCCCUCCUCUCCGAGACCCACUCCCUGCUCGACAACUUCUCCCUCGCCGACCACCCCAUGACGCGCUUCUCCACCGGCGAAAAGGCGGACCACGUCGGCGACGACUACUUCCUCACCUCGGGCGACAAGAUUCGCUUCUUCUUCGAGGAGGACGCCUUCGACCCCGAGGGAAACCUCGCCAAACCGAAGGCCCGCGCCAUCAACAAGAUCGGCCACUACCUGCACGUGCUCUCCCCGCCCUUCGCCGCCGUCUCGGACCCCGAGUCCGGGGCGUCCGGGGCGCCCGUGAGGGGCCGGCCGUCCGCCGUGGCCCGCAGCCUGGGCUUCCGCGACCCGCGCUGCCUCCAGAGUAUGGUCAUCUGCAAGCAGCCCGAGAUCGGGGGCGCCGUGCCGCCGCACCAGGACUCGACCUUCCUGUACACGGACCCGCCGUCCGCCGUGGGCUUCUGGUACGCCCUCGAGGACGCCACGCUGGAGAACGGGUGUCUCAGCUUCCUGCCCGGGUCGCACCGCUGGGCGCCCGUGGCGAACCGCCUGGUGCGCAAGGCCGGGGACGCGGGCACGGAGAUGGUGCCGAACGAGGGCCCGCGGUUCCCGCCCGGCGACGAGUACGGCGGCGACGCGCGGGGCGAGAAGGACGGCGAGGACGCGUACGUGCCCGGCGAGGUCAAGGCCGGUGACCUGGUGCUGAUUCAUGGUAACUUGCUGCAUAAGAGCGAGAAGAACUUGAGUCAGAAGGGACGGAUUAUUUACACGUUUCACGUCAUCGAGGGAGAAGGCACGCAGUACGAUAAGAGGAACUGGUUGCAACCGCCCGAGGCUGGGUUCACCAGGUUAUAUGCUUCCUAA
Messenger RNA from Colletotrichum karsti, 957 nucleotides. RefSeq names its product phytanoyl-CoA dioxygenase. The transcript has a single exon. The coding region runs from base 1 to 957 and encodes 318 amino acids. The record is from RefSeq and is a predicted model, not a curated record. NCBI's taxonomy places the organism in Eukaryota, Fungi, Ascomycota, Sordariomycetes, Glomerellales, Glomerellaceae.